This is a messenger RNA of Caenorhabditis elegans, 1126 nucleotides long. RefSeq names its product Mitochondrial ribosome-associated GTPase 2 (gene M01E5.2). Gene Ontology annotation, biological process: ribosome biogenesis. Gene Ontology annotation, cellular component: cytoplasm. The record is from RefSeq and is marked reviewed. Gene Ontology annotation, molecular function: metal ion binding; GTP binding; GTPase activity. Lineage: Eukaryota; Metazoa; Nematoda; Chromadorea; Rhabditida; Rhabditidae.
AAAAAAUUACUGGAAAAAAAUGCGAAUUUCCCUGCAAAAAUGCUCCAAAACCGCGUGCUCCGUCCUAUCAAAACGUCCAAUUUUAUCGCCGAAAAAGCCGAAAUCCGAAGGAGAAGCCACUUCAUUUAUUGAUUAUCGACGUGUUAGAUGUCAGGCUGGAAAUGGUGGAAAUGGAAUGGUUUCAUUUUUUCGUGGAUAUCGGAAACCAUUUGGUGGUCCAGAUGGUGGUGAUGGUGGACAUGGGGGACAUGUCGUUUUUCGAGCCAGUCGCAGUAGUAAAGAUCUCUCGACAGUUCACUCAAUCGUACGGGCUCAAAAUGGAGAAUUCGGCAGAUCAAAAUCAUGUCACGGAAAAUCAGCAGACCAUAAAGAAGUUGAAGUACCUCUUGGUACCGUAUUCAAAGCUGAUGGGAACACAAUUUUUGAGUUAAACAACGAAAAUGAUAUGUUCAUUGCGGCACGUGGCGGAGUUGGAGGACGUGGAAAUCAGUUUUAUGUGUCGAAUGAGGUCCGAAAACCAUUUAAAGCAGAGUAUGGAGGAGAAGGAGAAGAGCUAAUUUACGACGUGGAAAUGCGAGUUAUGGCGACAGCAGGCCUGGUUGGAUUCCCGAAUGCUGGAAAAUCUUCGCUGCUCCGUGCAAUUUCCCGAGCCAAACCGAAAGUCGCCUCGUACCCAUUUACAACGCUCCACCCGCAUAUUGGUGUUGUAUUCUAUGAGGAUUUCGAGCAAAUCGCGGUUGCCGAUAUUCCAGGGCUCAUUGAGGAUUCUCAUUUGAACAAAGGGCUCGGAAUCUCUUUUUUGAAGCAUAUCGAACGAUGCGAAUCCCUGUGGUACGUAUUGGACUAUUCCACUGGAUCACUGACAGAUCAAUACAAAAUGCUCCGCGUUGAACUGGAAGGAUAUCAAAAAGGGCUUGGAGAUCGAGCAUCAACAAUUGUAAUCAAUAAGAUUGAUUUAUCAGGGAAGAGCCCGGAGGAAGAAGCUCACCACCUCUCUUCACUCUUCCCGAAUCUCCCUGUAUUUCCUGUUUCUGCACAACAACGGAUAGGAUUGGAGCCUCUAUUAGAGCAUCUUAGAGAACAAUAUGAUAAAUGAUUUAGUUAGAUUUUUAAUAAAUAAUUUUAU